CUAGCUUGCUGACUUGGGUUUUAUAAACUUACCAUCAUAUUGAUUUGAGUAGCUAGCUAGUUAUGUUUAAAUUAUGGUUUGCCUUUCAAAGUAAAAUGGCUGACCCUAUCAAGUGUACCCGACCAUGAGGAGUAGCAAGCUAACGUUAACUAGUUGGCUCCCUAGUGUUGCUAUUAAUUCCUCUCUAAAAGUAUUGCGCUACUGAAAUAAUAUAAUGUUGCAUUGCAUUGUAUUGCCUUUAGCUAGCUAAGAAAUCAACGUACGGAAAAAAGGGGUUUUCGCUUGUGACCAAGCCAGACACUACCAUCUCAGACGAGCUAUAAUGUUAAUAUUCUACAGAGGAGGGCACAGCCCGUAGCAUUAACUAAGAUCAUAACUAAUGCUAAUGGAUCACACCAAUGCACGUCUGCAUAGAUAUCAUCAUAUACUGCAAACCUGUCAUGUCUGUAAAUUAUUAAAACUUUUCGCCAAAAUAGCUUGUUAGUUGGAAAUGCCUUGUUGUAUUUGGCUAAAUUGCAAAGCAUCCAUUUUGUCGACGUGAGAUCGCCAGCAAGCAACACCGAAGUGAUUAGCCAUUGCACCGGCAGUUGGAUAGCUAACGUUAGCUAAUGUGGACAUUAAUCACCGUGAUUACAGCUUAUGUAGUACGUCGCAUGUUUAAAACUGGAAAAAUGUUAGGUUUAGAAACAUCACGAUUGUUUUGUGUGUAGUUUUUGUUUCCUGUUUGGUGCACGGAUUUAGACCUCCUCUUCCUCCCCUUUCCACUCUGCCAACAAAAACAGGAGGCGAGGAGACUGAAUUCACUGGAGUGUGCAUUUGGGAUCCCGUCUUGAACAUCCUCCACCAUUGCUCUUCACUCAGAAGACACUAUCGCCUCCCUUCGCCCAGGAUUUGGUUAUCAUGGCAAAAGAUGCUGGUCUGAUUGAAGCCAAUGGAGAACUGAAGGUUUUCAUCGACCAGAAUCUCAGUCCGACUAAAGGAAAUCCCCUGAAGGUCACUUUUGUGGAAAAUCCCAGAGUUUUGUCACUGGUGACUGUCCAUCCAUCGUCUGUCACACUGGGGAAGCAACUGCUGCCCAAAACACUUGGACCAUCAAACGUCAACAUAGCGCCCCACAUGGUGAUUGGCACUCCCCAGCGGCCCAGCGGCUCCAAUACCAUCCUGGUGGGCAGCCCGCACACGCCCAAUGCCCAGUUCCUCAGCCACGGUCAGCCGCCCGACUCCUCCCCCUGGUCCACCGGGAAGCGCAGUAAGAAGGGGGAGAAGAAUGGCAAAGGCCUGAGGCACUUCUCCAUGAAGGUGUGUGAGAAGGUGCAGAGGAAGGGCGUCACCACCUACAACGAGGUGGCGGACGAGCUGGUGGCCGAAUUCAGCUCCUCGGACAACGUCGUGUCACCCGCUGACCCGCAUGUGUACGACCAGAAGAACAUCCGGCGCCGUGUGUAUGACGCGCUCAACGUGCUCAUGGCCAUGAACAUCAUCUCCAAGGAGAAAAAGGAGAUCAAGUGGAUCGGACUUCCCACCAACUCCGCCCAGGAGUGCCAGAACCUGGAGGUGGAGAAACAAAGAAGGCUUGAAAGAAUCAAGCAGAAACAGUCUCAGUUACAAGAGCUCAUUCUACAGCAAAUCGCCUUUAAGAAUCUCGUCCAGCGAAACCGGCAGGCUGAGCAGCAGGCCAACAGGCCCCCCCCUCCCAACUCGGUCAUUCAUCUACCUUUCAUCAUCGUCAACACCAGCAAGAAAACCGUCAUCGACUGCAGCAUCUCCAACGACAAGUUCGAGUACCUGUUUAACUUUGACAACAUGUUCGAGAUCCACGAUGACAUCGAGGUGCUGAAGCGCAUGGGCAUGGCGUGCGGGCUGGAGGUGGGGAAGUGUUCCCCGGAGGACCUGAAGAUGGCCCGCAGCCUGGUGCCCAAAGCCCUGGAGCCCUACGUCACAGAAAUGGCUCAGGGCUCGAUAAGUAAUGUCUACAUCACGGGGGGAUCCUCCUCCAAUGGGGGGCGCUACCAUACUGGCAGUGAGAGCGGGGCAGACGGCACGCUGGCCUCCAGCUCCAGCGGGUCGCACUACAGCGGCUCGCGGGUCCAGACCCCCGUGUCCUACAUGGGCGACGAGGAUGAUGACGAUGACUACGAGGAGAACGAUGACGAAGAUUAACCCUAUCUCUCCCCAUCCUGAAUACUCCUUCAAGCAGUCUUCUCCCACCCCCUUUCCCCCUCCUUCUCUCUCUCUCUCCAUUCUCGUUCUCCCCUUCCUCCUUCCCUCUGUGCUAAGGUCAUGGAUACCAUAGCAAGCUGGGAACCAAUAAUCUAUAGCUCCCAAAUAUUUGUGUAUGCUUUAUGGGGGUGUGGGUUGAUUUCAGAAUCAAGGCCUGAUGGGAGUUGUAGUCCUGAACUUGAUGUUUUGGAGUACGUGGCUCAGGACCUCCCAUCGGUGCCCAUGAAAACCGCUGUGCAGUGCCCCCUGGUUUGAGCUCUCAUAGUGAACUUCAUCUUUCAGCAAAGCGAAAGACCGCAAAGGAUUCCCUCCAAAACCUCUUAACAACCGACAGCUGUUGUUGGGAGAAAUCUGUAGUGUGAUGACAUGCGUGUGUAGUAAAGAUAUCUCCCGUUUGCUUGUGGGGUUUUUUUUUUUUGUUUUUUUUUGUUUUUUUGGUUACGGCAUGUGGAGAAACACCGCAGACGUGACCGACCCAGGCUGUUUUUAAGAUGGCCGCCUCCCAAAGACUGUUAAAACAGAGACUGAAUCUGUGAACUGGCUGUGUCGGAGAACCUGUACGAGUCUUCAAGCUGAGUCGGAGACGGAACCUCUGAGGCUGAACCUCUGAGGCUGAAUCCGAGGAGCUAAAUCUACAAGAUGGCCGAAAGCAGAAUCCCCGUGAAUCCGAGAGCCUGCUGAAUUGGAGAAUCUCUGAAUCCAAAGGCGGGCCGAAUCGAAUGAAUCUCUGAGCUGGCUGCAGAAGAGGCUCAACCUUUGCCUGGAUGAACAUUAUUUUUGUAUGACGAUUGAUUGCAGGUUUUUGAUCUCAUUUUGCUCAGUUAGGUUGGCUUCCUGAUGUUUUGUGGGCAGCUAUGUUUCGCGACUCGGUUGAGCAUUUCGGGACGAGUAGAUGUGUAGAGGAGCCCCUCCCCGGGCUCUCAGCCCCGCCCAUUUCUGUUUACAGUAUGUACAAACGAGGGACGUCUUGGUAAACUCGAACCCACACAAAAACUGCAUUUCGGGACAAGCUUUUGUGCAUGAAAAGACUGUUCGGUGAAAGCCGUUGAAUAUUUGGCUUUCUACAGAUUGGUGGGGAAAUGAAAAGUGAAUGUCACUUUGUUUCCUUAACGGAGUCAACUUUAAAAAGUAGCUGUGGGUUGAGUUUCUGUCAGGAUUACCCUCAUGUCGCUCCUUUUUAAAACAAAACAAAAAUGUACUGACUCUUCCAAGUACCUUUUCUGUAAUCUAAUAUAAGUUUGAAAAUUAAAUAUAGGGAAUGUUUUAACAAGGUUUUUUGUAACUCAGAUUUGUCCUCUGAAAUAUUGUAAAGAAUUUUAUAAAGCAGUUGUUGGACAGACA
Messenger RNA from Anguilla rostrata (American eel), 3561 nucleotides. RefSeq names its product transcription factor Dp-1, b (gene tfdp1b). Gene Ontology annotation, biological process: regulation of transcription by RNA polymerase II; regulation of cell cycle. NCBI's taxonomy places the organism in Eukaryota, Metazoa, Chordata, Actinopteri, Anguilliformes, Anguillidae. Gene Ontology annotation, molecular function: RNA polymerase II transcription regulatory region sequence-specific DNA binding; DNA-binding transcription factor activity, RNA polymerase II-specific. The record is from RefSeq and is a predicted model, not a curated record. The transcript is spliced from 13 exons. Gene Ontology annotation, cellular component: nucleus; transcription regulator complex. The coding region runs from base 901 to 2160 and encodes 419 amino acids.